Messenger RNA from Carassius gibelio (silver crucian carp), 5464 nucleotides. RefSeq names its product diacylglycerol kinase epsilon-like. The transcript has 11 exons. Lineage: Eukaryota; Metazoa; Chordata; Actinopteri; Cypriniformes; Cyprinidae. Bases 636 to 2354 code for a protein of 572 amino acids. Gene Ontology annotation, molecular function: ATP-dependent diacylglycerol kinase activity. The record is from RefSeq and is a predicted model, not a curated record.
AGCCGCCUACUCUCAGGCGAGGCAAGACGCAUCUCAAACAAGCCUAUAGAGUCGUCUGCUCUAUUAGCUAUGGUUCUCGUGGUAUUUUGAUGUCAUACACCGAUCGUUCUGCGCAGCGCAUAUGCAUCUCAAACAAGCCUAGCAUACAGUGCUCGUUCUGUCUCACGUUUGUUCCGUCAUAAACUUACGUCAUCAUUUCCGUGUCCGUACAUUGAGAUUAAUAUUGUAAGGAUUUUAUCCGCUUUCUGCGUUAUUCCAGUGGUUUCAAUGCACUUUUAAAAUGUGUGGAUAACAAACAUUAUGACAGGAUCUCCCACUUAAAAACAAAAUGUAGAACAUAGACUAUUCGUGAAUGCAGUUAUCUGCUGUAGCUAAGUAAAAUUUAUCUUUCUGUAGCCUACCAAGCAUGGAGGUGUUUAAGAUGGCUGUGCUAUGACAUCACUGUGACUCGGGUUUGGUGCACUGCCUGGCAAUGCGAUGACAGGAUGCUCGGAUUGGGUUACAAAUGGAAAGUCGUUGUGGGACGUCAACACUUCAACACCUUGGCAAGUGACAGUCGCAGGAAAUCACAGAAUUUUUUUUCAUCUGCUCUGACUUGUGCAUGACGACGUUUCUGUAAAAUAAGAUUUGUGGGUAUGGAGGAGAGUACUGAGGAGCUGAGGGAGGAUUGGACCUUGUUCAUCUGGACGACGGUUGCUGUUCUGGUCCCAGUGCUCAUCACACUGUGGUGCAGCUUCCAGCGUCCUAAACGCAAAGUUCAGCUUAAAGAUCUGUUCCGAAAGAGCAAACACGGCUGGCACUACACGGAUCUGUUCAACAAGCCCACCUACUGCUGCGUGUGUUCUCAGCCCAUCCUGCAGGGGGCGUUCUGUGACUGCUGCGGCAUAUGUGCGGAUGAACAGUGCAUACAGGGGGCAGAUCGCACCCUCUCGUGUAAGGAGAUCAUGACACAGAGACAGACAGAUGGGAGGUUUUACCAUCAAUGGGUCAGGGGAAAUGUGCCUCUCGCCAGCUACUGUGCCCAGUGCAAACAGCAAUGCGGGACUCAACCUAAACUUUGCGACUAUAGGUGUGUGUGGUGUCAGACCACAGUGCAUGAUGACUGCCUUUCUAGUCUGAAUGAUGAUCUGUGUGAUCUUGGAGAGUUCCGCUCUGUUAUCAUACCUCCAUAUUACCUCUAUCAAGUCAACAAGCUCCGCCAAAGACACCCUGAUGAAUACAGUAAGCUUGCUGCAGGGUUUGGGAGCGGCUGGACUCCAGUUCUGGUCUUGGCAAACACAAGAAGUGGCAACAACAUGGGAGAAGUUUUGCUGGGAGAAUUUCGUACCCUUCUGAACCCUGUGCAGGUGUUUGAUCUCUCUGAGCUGCCCCCCUCUAAAGCCCUGCAGCUGUGUACUCUUCUGCCCCCGGGCAGCGUGCAUGUUCUGGUGUGUGGGGGAGAUGGCACAGUAGGCUGGGUUCUGGAUGCUAUUGAUAACAUGAAGCUGAAGGGUCAGGAUCAGUUUAUUCCUCUUGUGACCAUCCUUCCAUUGGGAACAGGAAAUGAUUUAGCGAACUCUUUAGGAUGGGGAGCAGGAUAUGCGGGAGAGAUUCCAGUAGAACAGGUGCUCAGGAAUGUUCUAGAGGCUGAGGUAGUCAAAAUGGACAGGUGGAAAGUUCAAGUUGUCUCCAAAGGAAACUAUUUUCGUAAGCCAAAGGUAUUGUCGAUGAAUAAUUAUUUCUCAGUGGGUCCUGAUGCUCUCAUGGCAUUGAACUUCCAUGCGCACAGAGAGAAAACGCCCUCCUUUUUCUCCAGCCGAAUCAUCAAUAAGGCAGUAUAUUUCCUCUAUGGUACCAAAGAUUGUUUAGUGCAGGAAUGUAAAGACCUGGAUAAGAGGAUUGAGCUGGAGCUGGAUGGAGAGCAAGUGAAUUUGCCCAGUCUGGAGGGGAUAAUAGUGUGCAAUAUCGGCUACUGGGGCGGUGGCUGUAGACUGUGGGAGGGAAUGGGAGAUGAACCCUAUCCUCCAACACGUGUGGAUGAUGGCUUAUUAGAGGUGGUGGGGGUGUAUGGUUCGUUCCACUGUGCACAGAUCCAGGUGAAACUGGCUAAUCCUGUGAGGCUGGGACAGGCACAUACAGUACGGCUUGUGUUGAAGAGUUCUCGGAUGCCAAUGCAGGUGGAUGGAGAGCCAUGGGCACAGGGUCCAUGCACCAUCACCAUUACCCAUAAGACCCAGGCUCUCAUGCUGUACCACAGUGCAGAACAGACAGAUGAUGACGACUCCAGCACCUCAGAGUGUGAAGAACCCUCAGCCGAACACACACACGACUGGCAACACACAGGAAACAGUGACAGAGACUUAGUAAGGCUGUAAUCACUCUGUCUGUGCUAUUUCUAUCCCAGAAAGUAGCACAGCAUGAAAGGAAGACACCAUGAUGUGUAAAUGUCUGAUGUUAUAAACAUAAAUGUACGUAAUGUGCAUGUGCUGCUCAAGUAAUAACAUCUGCAUUGGUUAUUUCUGAGUUUAAAAUCCCCUUCUCUCUCAAGCACAUCUUGAAGAUGUUUGUCUCUGACAUUGGUUUUGUAGAUUUGCGUGCAUAGUUUUUAUUUAUUUUUUUCCUGCAAGGGAGUUCUACCCAGAAGCUCUAAGAAGUGGCUCAGGUUUUAGCAAUUUAGACCACAAUGGAAUCAUAUUCAGCUGUUAGCAGAGCUCAGGCAAUCAUAAAACAAAAUUCAGUCCAGUGGAGAAUGUUACAAACAAAGCUGCUUAGACACAAAUGUUCAGAAAUCUUUUAUUUGAGUUGUAUAAAUUAAGCUGUAAAAUAGUUUUAUUUAGGACAUUAUGUUUUGUUACUCCUUUUGUGAAACACAUUUGCACUGCUUGAAUCUAGAGUAGAUUGAAUAGAAUGGAUUUGCCAUUGAUAUCUUAUUAUUUUGCAACUAUUCAAACUGGUGUUAUUGAUUUUGAUUGAGUAUAUAUACUUUCAGUGUUUCAGAGCACUGGAUUAAGAUAUCAUUCUUUAUUUUGCUAUUUGAAAUUGUAUUGUUUUAUUCAUAGUUCAUUUUCUCCACUUUUCCAUAGAGAUGUGUUAUGUUUUUAUGCAUCCUGCUUGAGUAAAAUUUACUAUGCCUAGAAUAUAACCAUCCAAUAGGCUUUCAAUAUUUUCUUUAGUCCCUCUCUUUGCAAGUCUUUCUGCUUUAAGUUUAAUUGGAGCAUAAGAACGGUAAUGUUCUUGAAAAACUAAGCCAGGAUAGAAUAGAAGAACAGCUUUAGGGGUGGUAAUAUGUCAUACAUUUCAUAUAGCCAUAUCUACAUCUAUGCACAUGACAAGCACAUGACAUUUUCUCCCUGAACUAAUGUCACCUCUCCUUGCAGGAGUUGCACAUAUUAUCCAUUAAAGCCUUGUUUGUUAAAUCUGAGGUUUUGCUGAUGUAAGGCCUUUGAGCAUUUUAUAUUUUGACUUAGUUCAUUUCAUAGUUAAUUUAAUGUACAGAAAGUGAUUUUUUUACUGGAAAAAUCUUACAGAUUCUUAAAGGGAUAGUUCACCCAAAAAUGAAAAUUAUGUCAUUAAUGACUCACCCUCAUGUCGUUCCAAACCCGUGAGACCUCCGUUCAUCUUCGGAACACAGUUUAAGAUAUUUUAAAUUUAGUCCGAGAUCGUUCUGUCCCUCCAUUGAAAGUGUGGAACGGUUUACUGUUUAUGUCUAGAAAGGUAAUAAAAACAUCUUCAAAGUAGUCCAUGUGACAUCAGAGGGUCAGUUAUAAUUUUUUGAAGCAUCGAAAAUACAUUUUGGUCCAAAAAUAGCAAAACCUACGACUUUAUUCAGCAUUGUCUUCUCUUCCGUGUCUGUUGUGAGCGAGUUCAAAACACAGUUCGAUUAAAUAAACCGGUUGAAGAAAACUAAUGAUGUCAUUAGCGAUGAUUGCCCUUGAUUCAAGACUUGACAAAAAUAAUGGAGCAUGCAUCUCUACUUUUUUACACUUUGGCCCAUUGUGUUUCCAAUGGUCAUCUCCUUAAUACUAUAUUAUUUAGCUAAGAGAGUGUGAUGAUAAAUACUUGAUAUGUCUCAUUCCUCAUGCAGCAUAUUCCCGAAAUUCAAGAUGAUAUCAUGUUUUUCCUAAACAAGCAAGAACAAGCAGGUCAUUGUUACAUCUCCUCAUAUUCAGACCAAGCAGGCAUCAUAGGCCUCACACAUCAACACUCAUAAAGCAUUUCAUAAUAUCAAAGCAAUAUUUCAGUUAAUAUAUGAAGUAAACAUGGAUAUAAUUGAUUGAGAUUUUCCCUUAUAAUAAAUAUCCUUUUUUUCUCAGCAAAGACUGGAUAUUUCCCUGGUAAACUAUCUUCUUCAGUUGCAUAUCGAAAUGUUGACUGCUUUAUUAGUCUUGCUCAGUUUAGUAAUGUCUGAAAACUUGCUUCUAUACCCUGAUAGAAUAAUAUAUCAAAAAGUUUGUUUUUUGAAUAGUGUCAUGAAAAACUUUUUCAUCAUAUUUAUGUGUAUAAAUACUGAAGCAGUGGUUGUGAUUAAAACAUUUUCUUUACAGCUGUAAUUCCCCCACAUCCCACCCCCUGAAGACAUCGGUCAUAUUCCUAAAACUAGACUUCACACAUGCUCUAAAUGUGUCAAAAGGAUUUUAAACAAUGGUAUUCUCCUUGGGACUAUAUAAAUUUAAUCUUUUGGUACUGUUACAUUAAAUGGGAAUCUCUGUAUCGAAUAUUAAAGGUUGAAAUAUUUUGCACUGAUUUCUGUGUGCUAGAAACAACACAUGGUUAACACCCAUGGCUUGUCUUGUUUUUCAAAUGCAAAUGAAGCCUAGUUUGGUUGCACUUUAUUUUACAGUACGUGUACUAACAUGUACUUAUAGUGUACAUACAGUGUAUUUAUCUAAAAAAGUUCUGAUAAUACAAGGUAACUACAUGGGGUAGGGUUAGGUUUAGGGGUAGGUUCAGGGUUAGUACCUAGUUAUUACAUAGUUAUUGUAAUUACUAUAAUAAUUACAUAGUAUGUACAUGGGGAACAGGACUGUAAAAUAAAGUGCUACCCCUAGUUUUUAUCUGACAGUAGUUGCUCCUUGCAUUAUGUUUAAUGUGUAACUGGCUUGUUUGAAUGUGCCAAGGUAAAAUACCAACAUAUACUACAAGUUGGAGAUGAUAUAAAUAAUAGAACAUAAAGAAAUUUUUGGUCUUUUUUAUGUUUUAUUUUUCACCAUCGAAAACAAUGUGAGCUGCACAAAUUAACAAUCAACAUUUCAAGAGCAGAAUUAAGUCAUCCCAUAACAUUUCACAAAUGUGAUCAAUACAGAAGAUGAGAGAGAAAGAAUAAUACAUCUAGAUAUUUUUAUUCUUAUAUGAGACAUGCUCAUGUCAUGCCUUUAUUGGUAUUACUCUAUUUUACUUUAUGUAUAUUCACUCUGUAGUUACUCUAUAUGAUGUAUCUGCCAAAAUUGUAAUUUUACAUAAAGCAAACAAUAAAUGCCUUACUAAA